This is a messenger RNA of Diorhabda carinulata, 3596 nucleotides long. RefSeq names its product fl(2)d-associated complex component-like. Gene Ontology annotation, cellular component: RNA N6-methyladenosine methyltransferase complex. Gene Ontology annotation, molecular function: metal ion binding. NCBI's taxonomy places the organism in Eukaryota, Metazoa, Arthropoda, Insecta, Coleoptera, Chrysomelidae. The record is from RefSeq and is a predicted model, not a curated record. The transcript has 10 exons. Bases 230 to 3562 code for a protein of 1110 amino acids.
GUUUGACAGUUGACAGCGAAAUUUUCCAACUAAUCCUGAAAUUUACUAACCUCAUAGCUUAUCCUCAAAUCGUGUUUAUUCGUAAUAUAAUAAUAAUACAAUAAUAAUUUCGCAUGCUCUGAUUUUUUUGUGUUAUAAAUGAUUUUUCUAUAAAAAUCUUUAUAAUAUUUUGUAAAUAUGUUUGCAGCAAGUGCCGUAAGAAACUUUAAUACUAUAACUUAUAGUGACAAUGUCUAAGAUAAAACGAAAAAUAACAGUUAAUUUAAGCACUAAAGGUAAAGGGAGCAUUCCCAAAACUCGUCCUAGUGUUUUCGAAAGACUCGGUACCAAAGCCACGAAUACAGGGAAAGAAUAUUGUCACCAUUGGGCUCAAAGUGGUUCAUGUCCUUAUGGCAAAGGUUGUAAAUAUUCAAGUACUCAUACCCUUAUAAGCCCUUCUAAACAAAGGGCCGCUAAAACCCAAAGGCGUCAUAUAAAAGAUGGUCAUAAGAGAGUACAACAAGAAGAAUGGGAUCAGUGGGAUCCUGAGGAAUUGGAAGAUGCAGAUCCUGACGAUUUAGAGAGAAAGAGACAAGAAUUACAGAGAGAACUCGAACUACAAAUGAAAAUGGAAAGUAAAGCCAAGAAAAAAGAUAAAAAGAAAGAAAGUAGUCAAAGUAGCGAGACUUCUAGUUCUACCACAGAUUCUACUACUUCAAGCGAUGAUUCUAGUUCGUCUAGUACAAGUUCUGCAGAUGCGAAGAAAAGAAAAUUGAAGAAAACCAAAACUAAGAGGUCCAGUUCUACUUCGUCAGAAGAACGGGGAAGGAUUAAACACAAAUCUAAGACUAAGAGAUCUUCAAAAUCAUUAAUAAUGGAAAAGGGAAAAAAAGUAAGUAGCAAAGCGGUCAAAACCAAAUCCGUUUCGCCGACCAGACAAAGAAAAAAAUCCGAAACACCCCCGAUAAAAUCUAAAGCGUCGGUCACAAAAAAAUUGAGUUCAGAAAAAUCUCCACGACCCCAAAGUCGAUCGAGCAACAAAGAAAAACACCGCACGCCUUCACCUAAACCGAAAGACAAAGAACGCGAAAAAGAACGCGAAAGAGAAAGAGAACGCGAACGGGAAAAAGAAAGAGAAAAAGAACGCGAACGAGAAAAGGAAAAAGAGAGAGAAAGAGAAAAGGAAAAGGAACGAGAGCGCGCCAAAGAACGAGCAAAGGAAAGAGAACGAGAAAAAGAGAAGGAACAUAAAAAGAAGGAAUCGAAUAGAUCGCCGAAAAGGGAUAAUAGAUCUGGAAAGGACGUACGUAAUAAGAGAGAUACACCGGAUCCGGUACAUACCAAGGAAAGGAAACCAUCACCGGGUAGAGGAAAAGGAAAUAUUAGAAAGGAUCACAAGAGUCCUCUUAAGGAUGAUAGAAGAAGCGAUAGGAGAGAUGAUAGAGAUAGAUCUAGAGGUAAAGACGCUCGAUUAUCAGAUAGAAGCUUGACUCGUAAAGACAUCAAACACGAUUCUAGAGAUAGGGAUAGAGAGCGCGAUAGAGAAAAAGAAAGACGUUUAGCGAGAGAAAGAGAAGAAGCCAGAGAAAAAGAACGAGAAGAAGCGUUGGCUAGAUGUCAAGAGAGACAGAGAGAACGUGAACGUUUAAAAAAGGAGGAGGAACAAAGAAGGAGAGAUAGGACGAGAAGAGAAGAUAGGGGACUGGAUAAACCAUCAGGCGAUCGUGUCGAACGUCUCCUUCCUCCUUUGGAAGAACGCGUACCGCCAUCUCGAAAAGGUCAUUCGAGCGAAAGGGGGGAUCGAGAUAGAGGUAGGGGGGAUGGUCGCGGACGUGAUCGUACCCCAGAUCGAUCGUUAACGCGCAAAUCUCCCGAUAGACGCGGUGGAAACGAUAUGAACAAAGAUCGAUCCUACGAUAGAGGCCACGAAAGGGAUUACGUUUCGGUGCACAGAGACAAAGAUUACGACAGUCCUUACGAUCGAGGUCGUCAACACGACGAUAGACGAUACCUCGACGUAGACGUAGAUCAUUACGACGACAGAAUGUACGGAAACAGUUUGGAAGAUAGAAGAAGCCGGAGAGAUAUGUGGGACGAUAUGGCGGACGUCGAAAUGGAUCAUAGAUUAAGAUACGGAGGACAGAGAGACGAUUUGAAAUCGAAUAGAGCCGGUGAUUGGAUCGAUCAUCAACAUUCUGAUUAUCCAGAACACGAUUGGGAUAGAAAUAAUCGACGAGCUUUGAACCCCGAUUGGGAUACCAGAGAUAAUUGGGAUAGUCAUAAACAGGUCGCCGCCGGUGGAUGUCUGGAAGAAGAAUGGAGGCAUUAUAAUAGAUCUAUGGAAGCUUGGAAUAAUGAAGAUAGGCGCAGAUGGCAGCAGCAGGAUUGGAGGGAACGCUCUAGACCCAGAAGUGCUGCGUCGCAUCAUCAUGUAGAAACUAUGAGCGUUCCACCAUCCGAAGAUUCUAAUUUAGAAUCGAAUCGUAAAAAGGAAGUAUCGGUCGUAGUGCCACAAUCCACGGAAGAAUCGUCGCAAGUUAAAUUGGAUAUUAUCGCCGGUGAAGAAGAUGCCAAUAGAUCGACACCCGCGUCUCAAAAACGUCCUAUAGAUGAAUCUUUAGAUAGUCCCGGAAGUUCGAAAAAACUUUGCGUCAAAUCUGAUAUAAUGCAACCAGCUUUGGAAGACGAUCUCAGCGAAAUAAGCGACGACGCUGACGAUAUUUUGAAUAGAGACGAAGAUAUACCCGAAACUAAUAUAGAAGAAUCUACUGAAACGCAAGGAACGUCCGAACCUAGCGGUCCGAAUGCAGCUACAACGACGGAACAAACUUCCGUAGCUUCACAAAAAUCGUCACAAACUCCUCCGGGCGAACAAUCUCGUCCGCAAUCACCUGCAACCGCCGCAGCUACUAAUAAUAAAGGAGGAUCGAUCGACGAGGAUCACAUGGAAUUAGAUUUCGAAGAAAUAUCAGAAGAUGAAUUGGAAGAAGAAUCGAAGAUGAAAGGUUUAGUCGAUGCUUUGGGCGUCGAUUGGUCUAGUUUGGUAGCCGAAUCGAAACCUAGAACUAAACCGAGUAGUAGCGCCAAAAUUAAAUGGGAAGCUCAUAACGUUUUAGUCAACUUGGGGGUUUCCGUACAGUUGGCAGGCGAAGAUUUAGUAAAGUUGAUCCUAAAGGAACACGCCGACGCAAAAAUGGCUCAUCAAAAUAAAGAAGUCGUAAAAUCGGAGAUGGUAGAUGUUAAGGUAAAAAUAGAACCCGAUGAAUCGAUUACGAACGGCGUAGAGGCGAAUGUUAAGAUUGAAAAUGCGGAAGUGAAAAUUGAGCCUACAAAUAUGGAGGAUAUUAACGUCCCCGAAUCUCUGGCGGCCAUUCAAGUAGCCGAUAGGGAAAGAUCGGCGAUCCGGAAGAGUCUCUUUACUAAUGUCGGACCUCAUAGGAGAGCGUUAGCAGCUAGAAGGGAUUUAACCAUCAGGAGACAUUUGUGUAAUUUACCGAUCACCGAUAAGCACGUAGAAGUACCUAAAAGAUACGAUCCAGAUUUAUUUCAAUUGGCUUCGCAAUUAUUAGAAAGAAGUUUGUAAUUUAUAUUAAAAUAAUAAACCGAUGUAACAUUUA